AUGCUGGUUGUGGCUUUUCUAAAAGAUAUUUUAAAAUAUUUGAAUGCGCUUAACACAGAGUCACAAGGAAAUGAAAAAUUAGUAUGUGAUCUGAAACAAAGCAUGUCUGCUUUUCGUCGUGAGCUGAAUAUCUUUGAAAAAGAUAUUGCACAACAAGAAUUCAUUAAUUUUUCAACUAUUCUUGAAUAUAAUAAAACUAAGGAGUACUCUGAAGAAGACAUUGCAGUGUUUGUAAAAUUUCUGUGCGAUCUUAGGAACGGAUUUCCUUCAAGAUUCCAAGACUUUGCACAGGUAAGCAAACUAUCUUUAUUUCUAAAAUCACCAUUUGAAGUUGAUGCAGCGGCAGAAUAG
This is a messenger RNA of Diabrotica balteata, 351 nucleotides long. Lineage: Eukaryota; Metazoa; Arthropoda; Insecta; Coleoptera; Chrysomelidae. The record is from the annotation of a GenBank genome assembly.